Messenger RNA from Aspergillus ruber CBS 135680, 866 nucleotides. RefSeq names its product HA2-domain-containing protein. Lineage: Eukaryota; Fungi; Ascomycota; Eurotiomycetes; Eurotiales; Aspergillaceae. The transcript has 3 exons. Gene Ontology annotation, cellular component: intracellular anatomical structure. Gene Ontology annotation, molecular function: RNA binding. The coding region runs from base 119 to 742 and encodes 207 amino acids. The record is from RefSeq and is a predicted model, not a curated record.
GCGGGCCAACGCCAAACAGCGACGAGGACGAGCUGGUCGUGUCCAAAACGGAAUCUGUUUCCAUCUGAUUACCAAGUAUCGCCAUGACAGAUUGCUCUCCGAACAACAAACACCCGAGAUGCUCCGUCUUUCACUGCAGGAUCUCGUCCUACGAGUGAAGAUCUGUAAACUCGGCGAAGUGGAGCCGACCCUCCUCGAGGCCGUCGACCCGCCAUCUCCGAAGAAUAUACGGCGGGCAAUUGAUUCCCUCAAGGAAGUUAAGGCUCUUACCAACACGGAGAAUCUCACCCCGCUAGGAACACAGCUUGCCAAGUUGCCAUUGGACGUGUUUCUCGGAAAACUGAUCAUCCACGGGGCAUUUUUCAAGUGUCUAGAUGCAGCCAUUAGCAUUGCGGCCAUUCUCUCAUCAAAAUCCCCAUUCAUUAGCACGAUGGGGUCAAAUUCGCAGAAGGAGGUGGCGAGGCUUUCGUUCAGAAAGGGCGACUCGGACCUAUUGACCGUUUACAAUGCGUACUGUGCCUGGAAGCGAGCAAGGAGCACGCCUGGAUCCAAUGAAUACGCCUUCUGUCGGAAAAACUUUCUCAGUUCACAGACACUGUUGAACAUCGAAGAUGUCAAGAUGCAACUUGUAGUAUCCAUAGCCGAUGCAGGACUUUUGCAACUGGACGCCUCGCAAAAGACCUCUCUAAACAGGUCGGUCAUUAUUCAAUACCCGAUUCCCGAUUUCCAAGACCAAAACUAACGGACAACAGAGCCCGAUCUGGUGGCCGCAACCGUCAAUUCUUCGUCAUCCCUGAAGAGUACGACAUCAACAGCGCCAAUGAUACAGCAGUAAACUCCGUCGUCGCAUGGAGUUUCUAUCCCAA